Theileria orientalis strain Shintoku is the source of this 1164-nucleotide messenger RNA. RefSeq lists its product as uncharacterized. The coding region runs from base 1 to 1164 and encodes 387 amino acids. Gene Ontology annotation, biological process: coenzyme A biosynthetic process. NCBI's taxonomy places the organism in Eukaryota, Apicomplexa, Aconoidasida, Piroplasmida, Theileriidae. Gene Ontology annotation, cellular component: cytosol; nucleus. Gene Ontology annotation, molecular function: pantothenate kinase activity; ATP binding. The transcript is spliced from 4 exons. The record is from RefSeq and is a predicted model, not a curated record.
AUGGGAUCUUGUGUUAGUGUAUAUUUAUCCAACCGAUUCUCCAGCAAUUAUUACCUAGAUAUUUGUAUAUUAGUUGAGGAGUUAUUAAAUUCGACACAAUUGAUUGAUUUUCAAAGUGAACUCAAAGGACUUCUAAACACUCACACAUCACACUCAUUAUAUAAGGCAAAUUCAACUUUGUAUUCUUACUCAUUUCACCGUAAAUAUAUCAAUUUGAUACUACAGAAGGUUACAAAGUAUUUGAAUAGUGCUAAAAAUAUAAACAUAAUCGGAAAUAAUGAAUCACUUGUAGAAAUCACCAGUUAUUUAAACACAUUCAAAACAAUAAAUAAAUCAAACUAUACAAUAAAUAACUUCAACGAACAUUUUAUCUUAAGAGAUAAACUUGAUCUUUUAACCCGAUUAACUAAUUUUUGCUCUUAUAUUUCUCCAGUUGUGCCAAAUGAAGUCAGUUCACGCCGAAAUUUAGAAGUAAUAACUGAUGAUUUGAUAGUUGUCCUGAUGGAAUCUGGGCCUACCUACUACUACGUUCCCUUUGAUACUACCAUGAGAUCACAAGACCAUCAGGGAGACGACACACACAGUAGAGUUAGUGGGACCCAAUUCAUCGGUAAAUCACCAAUAGGAUCGAAGUCGAUAGUAUCGCUAUUUAAACAAUAUAUUAAGAAUUUUGGACCAUUCAUCAACGAGUAUUACAAGAUGGGAGACUAUACAUUUGACCAAAUAGCAGAGUUGUCGAAAACAGGAAACCACCAAAUGUGUGAUAUAUUGGUAAAGGAUAUAUACGGAGAAUGGUCUCACGUGUUGGGACUACCACCGUCUCUAAUAGCCUCUAAGUUUUCGAAGAUACAGACACCAAAUAUGAAUGAGCUAUUGAUAGAGGAAUUAGAUCAUGAGGGGGUGCCAGAAGACGUGGCACUGGAGCACUUUGCAAACUCGUUGAUUCUGGUUUUCGUUGAAAGUAUAGCACAUCACGGAUACCUGAGGUCCCUGAUACACAAUUGCAAAAAGAUACUGUUCGUCGGAGAAGAAUUUAAAAAUACAACAGUUUGCCUCAUGGUUAAAGAAAAACUGGAUUACUUUCCAGGGGGAGUUGAGUGUUUGUUCAGUGAAGUGAGUUCAGUGCAGCCAAUACUGGCCUGCCUUGACAGUAAAGGAGCUUAG